Cantharellus anzutake is the source of this 1110-nucleotide messenger RNA. RefSeq lists its product as uncharacterized. NCBI's taxonomy places the organism in Eukaryota, Fungi, Basidiomycota, Agaricomycetes, Cantharellales, Hydnaceae. The record is from RefSeq and is a predicted model, not a curated record. The coding region runs from base 1 to 1110 and encodes 369 amino acids. The transcript has 5 exons.
AUGCGCCUCUGCUCAAUAGCCGUUCUCGCGCUCUCUCUUAGAGCAUCUAGCGCCUUUGCCGCCCAGGUCAACGGGACUUAUAUCGCUGGGCUGAUUCGCACUCUUACCGCGCUUAACCUCACGUCGUACUUGACAGUAGUCAGUCAAUUCGCCAAUACGACUUCUGGUAUAGAAUUCCUCAACACGCUCUCCAGUGGCGCUCCGCUCACUCUCUUCACGCCAAAUAACGAUGCAUGGGGUGGUGUCCCUUCGGCUUUUACCAAUGACUAUGUCUGGCUGUCACGCAUUUUUGCAUAUCAUGUCAUCCCAGGCCACUUCCCUCUCUCGUCCAUCCCACGACGUCCCAGGAAUGCCGUGUUCCCUACGUUUCUAACUGAUCCUAGUAUUGUCCUCCUAAACGGAAAGCCUCAAAAUAUAGCGUUGACGAAGGUUGGAAAUACAACUCAAGUUGCUCACCAGAACAAUUGGCCAUGUAUCAUCAUGCAGACAGCUAAAUAUCAAAAUCUCAACAUCUAUGUGACGUCCACCGUGAUCGACCUACCACCCACUUUCGAUUAUUUCCUCGCAGACCCACAGGCAGUCUCAGCCGUUCCGAACAGCCUCACGCUGUCAGUUCUCGCCAGCAUUCUAGGCGCUAACAGCAGCCAACUCUUAGCUACCGUACCGAGCCUAACCUACUUCCUACCUACGGAUGCGGCUUUCCUGGAUGCUCAAAGGAGGGGUGUCUUUGGUCCCGAUACGAACGUGACGACGAUCGAAGAUAUCGUUCGGAACCAUCUUAUCAACGGGACGAUCGUCACUACUGGUUUACCACUAAAGAAUUACACUUCUGCAGGUGGACAACAGAUCACGGUUGGGGUUGGACCGACGACCAAUGAAACUGGGACGACGGGGACUGUGGUAUAUUAUCAGGGUAUACCACCUGUGGCGAACAUCGUUUGGGGAGAUAUACCGGUUCAGAAUGGGAUCGUUCAUUUGAUCGAUGCUGUUCUGACGAAUGCGAAUUACACUCCUAAGGCGAGGAGGGGGAGGCGGGAUAAUGCGAUGGAACAGGCGCAGGAGCUUCCUGGUCGGAGGACUUGGAUUCCUUCGAGAGUGUGGAGACCUUGA